AUGAAAGGUAAGUUAGUUACAAAUUUUGUUUAAAUUUUAAUAAAAAUAAUCGCAACGUAUAGAUUGAUCAAGAGUAAAUUUGAAUUUGUUACCAAGCAUUUCUCAAGAAUUAAUUAAUUCUUAAAAAAUCGAGUAUUAUAUUAAAUGUUUUUGAGCAUCAAUUUUAUUAAUAUUUAACAGUUUCUAUUGAACUGUUAUUUUAAACAUUUUUCUGACAUUUAAGAAUGAAACUUAUGUAAAACAGAAGCUAAAGUAUUAAUUUUGAAAAUUAACAAAAUAUAUAAUAAAUUACUUUCAGUAGUUUAAAUGAAUUUUUCUGUUAAUUAUCUUAUUAAUAUUAAUAAACGAAUAAAUAUCUUAUUAAUAUUAAUAAACGUAUUGAGAGAAAACGAAACGUAGAUUCUAUCACUACGAGAAAUAUUAACCAACAUUGUUUGAUAUCUCUUUCAGCAACAUUCGUGGCAAUAUUAGCCACAGUUGCGUUUGCAAUCGCUGCUCUACCGCAGUGUCCGCAGAAGAAUGGACAAGAUGUUACUUUGCUACCGAAUCCAGAUGACUGCUCAACUUUCUAUUACUGCGACGAAGGCGUACCAUAUUUAACGAAAUGUAGCAAAGGGCUUGAAUAUGAUCCAAAACUGAGGAUAUGUGAUUAUCCGAAAGAGAAUGCAGACUGCAAACGUUAUCCUCCAACACCACCACGUUCUCCAUCCAACCCUGCAUGUGGAUGCUCCAACAAAACAACAACACAAUCAUGUGGCUGUAUACCUGAAAUCACCACUCCA
Heterotrigona itama is the source of this 782-nucleotide messenger RNA. NCBI's taxonomy places the organism in Eukaryota, Metazoa, Arthropoda, Insecta, Hymenoptera, Apidae. The record is from the annotation of a GenBank genome assembly.